AUGUAUAUAAAUGAUAUCAAGGACGAAAGACACCCCUCCACAAGGACGAAACACACCCCUCCACAAGGACAAAACACACCCCUCCACAAGGACGAAACACACUCCUCCACAAGGACGAAACGCACCCCUCCACAAGGACGAAACACAUUCCUCCACAAGGACGAAACACAUUCCUCACAAGGACGAAACAUACUCCUCCUCCAGGACGAAACACACCUUACAAGGACGAAACACGCACCUCCACAAGGACGAAACACACCUCACAAAGACGAAGCACCCCUCCACAAUGACGAAGCACACCCCUUCACAAAGACGAAACACACCCUUUCACAAGGACAAAACACAUCAUUCCACAAGGACGAAACACACCCUUCCACAAGGACGAACACACACCCUUCCACAAGGACGAAACACGCCCCUCCACAAGGACAAAGCACACCCCUCCACAAGGACAAAACACACCCCUCCACAAGGACGAAACACACCCCUCCACAAGGAACGAAACACCCUUCCAUAAGGACGAAGCACACCCUUCCACAAGGACGAAACACACCCCUCCACAAGGACGAAGCACACCCCUCCAUAAGGACGAAACACACCCUUCCACAAGGACGAAACACACCCUUCCACAAGGACAAAACACAUCAUUCCACAAGGACGAAAUACACCCCUCCACAACGAACGAAACACACCCUUACACAAGGACGAAGCACACCCUUCCACAAGGACGAAACACGCCCUUCCACAAGGAAGUGA
This is a messenger RNA of Pecten maximus, 756 nucleotides long. Its product is annotated as mucin-7-like. The record is from RefSeq and is a predicted model, not a curated record. The coding region runs from base 1 to 756 and encodes 251 amino acids. Lineage: Eukaryota; Metazoa; Mollusca; Bivalvia; Pectinida; Pectinidae. The transcript has a single exon.